Molecule: messenger RNA, 510 nt
Organism: Paramuricea clavata
Lineage: Eukaryota; Metazoa; Cnidaria; Anthozoa; Malacalcyonacea; Plexauridae
Source: the annotation of a GenBank genome assembly
AUGAAAUUGAACCAGCAUGGUUACAGGAAACCAUUGUAUGCAGCCGAUCUGUAUUACAUCAAACUGCAACUAUUCACCACACGUGAACAACAAACCUGGAAAGAGCAACACUUGUUUUACAACACACCUGGGGCUGUGGUUGGCAUAAAAAAACCUGUUUCUUAUUCCCUUGAGGAAUUAAAAUAUGGUGACAUUUGGUCCUUGGGGAUGCUUUUGUUCAAAUUGUUGAAUCCUGACCAGAAAUUUCCAUAUUUCCAAGAAAUGGAGGAUCAUGACGUAGAGAGUGCUUCAGAAGCAAAAGAUGUGAUUGGAAAGCUCAUGGACAAGAAAAAGAAACCAGCACAUUCUACCAAAUAUGAUUCCCUUUGUGUUGCUAGGAAACAACAAGAAACUACAAGUUCGAUACUGUUAGGAAACAACAAGAAAGUUGUUAGUAUUGGGUUUGUUUUCAUGACAUAUGCAUCUGGGACAAUAAAGACAUAUUUGUUGACAUGCAUGUCGAUUUUAUAA